This is a messenger RNA of Xyrichtys novacula (pearly razorfish), 30898 nucleotides long. The record is from the annotation of a GenBank genome assembly. Lineage: Eukaryota; Metazoa; Chordata; Actinopteri; Labriformes; Labridae.
AAGCAUUUAAAAUCAAAAAGACGCUAACACAGGAGGAGGGUUAAAGACCUACACAACAGCCUGUCUUCAGUGAGCACUUUUGGACCUUUGGCUUCACUUUAGGGGAAUUGGCGUGCUGUCAGGGUUUUUAUACAGCCUAUGGUUUGGACCCAGACACUGAGAUGAUGUUUGCUGUUUAAUUUAAUUUAAUUUAAUUUUUUCUUUAUUCCAUUUUAUUUCUAUGGUGAGAGCCUUCCUACCUUUGGCUUCACUUGUGGGGAGUUGGUGUCCUGUCAGUGUUUUUAUACAGCCUAUAGUUUGGACCCAGAUACUGAAAUGUUAAUUGGUGUUUAAUUUUUUUUUCUUUGUUUCAGAAAAAACAAUGGAAAAGUUUUGAACGACCGAAAAAUAGCGUGCUAUCGUUAUAAAACGGUAAAUGUUUACGGUGAGAUAGAGUGUGCCGUGCAGUUCAACGUGCUGUCACCGCCGUGGCUCCGCCCCCUCUCUCUGACGUAUCAGGGAGAGUACUGAGCAGAGGGAGGAAAGCAGCCUUUAAUUGCAGGCAAAAAGAAAAGCCAGCGAUGGCUUCGCUCAGGCAGGAGCACCAGUACGGGCUCUCCUGUGGAAAAAACAACAAAAACAGCUCCAACAGGACGCUGUACCAUGUCAAGCUCACGGACACGGCUAUCAGAGCGCUGGAGGCUUUCCAAAACCUCAAGGUACCUUAUUUUUGUGUUUGUGUGCGCGCGAGCUUUUAGAGAUGAAUUGUCAAAGUUGUCGCGUGAGCUUGUGUUUGUAAUUGUUAAGCUGUUGAAAUCGGCAAGUUUAUUUUUUUCCAGUUAUCGUGGGUCUUUAUUUUCCUUCUUUCUUUAUUGUUGAAAGCGUUGUCCCUCCUGCUCGGUCGCCCGUGUGUAAUUCAGUGGAUUGGUGUUAGGUUCAAACUCGCUCACUUCAGUUUAACUAAAUCAGUUGGACACAUGUCUGUAUGGCAUACCAGGACUGAACCCUGUGAUUGUCGGGAAAGACGAGCCCAUCAGCUGUUUGAUGGGAAAUCUUCCUCAUGCUUCUUCAAACACUGCCUGUGGUCUGCCAAGUUUUCUAAUUGAUACAGUAGACUAGUUUGAGUCAUUAUUAGUUCAAUCUCAGACCACUGGAGUCACGCAGGCUGUGAUGAUUGUGAAACUUUCACACAUACACACACCCUGUAAACACGCUACAGUAUUGUACUUGCAGUACAAAUAUAAGGAGUUACAUGGAAUAAAGUGUUGUUUUUUCUUCCUUCUUAGGGAUCUUUACCGAGUGAACCAUCGAUUUGUUUUAAAGGAAACCAAGGGGUAAGUUUAUGUUCAUCUUAUUUUCCACAAUUAAUAUGAUCUUGCCUCAGAGGGCGAUCAGAUGUGUCAGAAUCUGUUUCAAACACACACCAAGUGAUAUUUCUUUGCUUCCCAAAAGGCCCCCCCCCAAAAAAAAAACACAUCAUUGAUAUUUUCAAAAACAAUAAUAUCCACCAAAUAAGUGUUUCCUUAGCCACUGACAAGCUUUUGUUCACCACACACACUGCUGUAGACUCACAUGGCUCAUCAUACUGCGGCUCAGAGGGGAGCUUAUAGCCGCUCGACUCCAGCAGAUAGGAGGCAUGCAGGUUACUGGGUCAGGCUGGUGACUGUGGAGAGGCUUUGUUGGGUCAGUAAGCGGCGCUGGGAAAAAGACAGGAGGGGAGGGAGAAAGAGAGAGGUGCACUCACAGAGCCAGCAGAAGGGAGAGGAGUUAUUUUAAGUCGAAUAAGGUGCCUUCGGAUUGUCUCAUUUUGAAGAUUACAUCGAAAUAAUGAAUAUUUGUGCAGAUGUUUCCACUAACUGUCCCUAAUACUCAGAAAGAUACUGAUAUAUCUGCAAUAAUCUCGGGCUCUUGAGCUGUAAUCUGCAUGUAGGCUGAAUUUAGUGUGUUUUGACUUGAGUCAGGAGCAGCUGUGUCCUUGGGGUGUGCUUUACUUUUCAGUUGGAUAAAACAGUACAGAGUGUUUUCAAAGAGCUGCAGCCCCCUUGCUGCCAUGACAAGCUGCACUGAGUGCUGGUGGGUUUUGUAAAGGGGGCUUGUGUGGUAAAACAGACUGGAUCAAACCUGUGAGAUUGUGUGAGAGUAGUAUGUAAUUUGCUGUAGUACUCCGUCUGAAUUUGAGGGACAGUUUACACCUGUAAUUGAAAGAAGCUUUCUGGCACAACUACAUGGAAGUGAAGAAACAUCCAAAAAAGGUUAAACAGCCUUUUUGUGCGAUGAAAGUGUUGGUCUGACAACAAACUACAUGGUUUCUUAAGUGUUAACCUCUGUAAGCCUACUCCAUUUUUGCUCUUUCCUUUACGAGACUGAGGACAGUGUCGCCCAUUUUUACUAGUAUUUUUGGUGCAGUGUCCAAACUGGCUCUUACAAAAACUUAGAUGAUACUCUGGGCUUGUUGGACUCAGCAGCACUUUUCUGCUCCAAGUCAUCUGUCUAAGGUCAGGGGUCAAUUUUAUAGUUGCUCUUUUUUUCUUCUGACUGUAUGAAACUGGGCACAGAGCAUUGACAGGAAUAUGUGUGGCAUGAAAAGGAAAAUAAGGAUUAAAAGGAGAUACUGCAAAUCGAGUCCACAGCUUCAUAGCUCACACACUUUAUCCUGAGGUUGAGUUUGUGAAGGCGAGCAGUUAGUACUGGAUUAAUAAUUAUAAUCAUUUGAUUCAUUUUUAUCAACUAAAACUAUAAAUUUAGUGUACUUAAAUUGACGCUCAUUAAUUUGCCUAUUGCGGGAUUGACAGAUUAUUGGCUUUGUGUGUGCCACCUGUUCAAACAGAAAAAAGGAAGUUUAGAAUUUGUUUUACACAACUGGUUUUAUGUACGAGUCGAUAUUUAGUGUUAAGAAAUUGAGUCACUGUCCAAAAAGAUGCAGUUCCCCUUGUGUUUAUUUGAGGCUGGCUCCAAAUGCUCAAGAAUCCCCAUCAGAACCUACAGCCCAUAUGACACCAUGUUUAUGAUAACAGGUCGGACUUGUUACCUAAUACAUAAUUUCUUCUUUCAUCAUUUCAAUUAUAUUGGGAGAUAUAGCGAUGCUUAAUCAGCGGGUUUUUCUGUAUUUUGUAUACUUGUGUAUUUUGGCUUUUUAUACACAUGUUAACAGAGCUGUGGGUCCCUAAAAAUGGAGAUUUUGAAAACUGUGUUGUGUUGAAAAAAAGUUGUUGAAGGACAUCGCUCAAACUUGUGCAUGGUGAUUGUUUUUGUUGGGCAUGUGCCAAGUUGGCUGGCUACCAGUUUAUGUAUGCUUGGUGUUUGGUUUAAUUUCAUGUUUACAAGGAAAACGGUCCUUUCUUUAAAAUUGUUGGUAGUGGCGUGCUGAGUAAAUAUAUUUACACAACAGUUUGUAAUUCACCACUCCAUAUGCAGCUGUAAAAACUCUGUUAACUCUCUUAAAAACAUUGCACUCUCAUAACAAAUACGUAAAUGUUUCUUUCUGUGGUGUUUGACAUGAUUGACUGUUAACACAUUAACACUGCCCACUGGCCUGAGUUAGGAUAAGAAUUAAGGUUAGGCUAAUGUGCAUUUCAGCUGUUUCUAUGUUAUCAUAAGGACUGCGUUGUUUUCCACUUAAAAAAAUUAAACUCUCCCACCUGUGGACUUGGCCUGUCAGGUGCGCACAAUGAAGCUGUUUUCCAGGAGGAAAACAGCUUCAUUGUGCUCACCUGACAGGCCAAGUCCACCUUAACUCUACCUCUUAACUUGUUUAGCUGUCAGUAAAGUAAGGUCAGUAUUUCCCUCUUUGAAAACUGACCACUGAUAUCACUGGGACGAUGUCUGUGAUUUUUUUUUGUCUGUGGUUAUAUUCUAGUUUUUCUUGAGUAAUGCUAGAGAGAUGUCUUAUAGGACAGUGCAGUUUAUGCAUGAACAGCAUAGGUGUUUUUGGAGACCUGCGUCUGUAUCUGAGUUUUCCUGCAUGACAAAGUCUCAUAUUUACACCUGUACUGUCAUUGUGAAGUCUGGGGGAUUGCAGAGACUUUCGCAGCCCUCCCUGUAUUUUGCACUGUGAGAUAAAGUCAUCAGCCAAAAUGAAUGUUUAGAGGUAAUUACAGUAACCAUAAUACCGUUGAUUACAGCAUGAGGCAUCAUGACUUCUGUUUGCAUUUGCUUUCCCUAUCUGCCUGACUCAGACAGUCAUGAGUGUGUGUGUGUUUUUGUACGGGUGAGUAUGUGUGCAGGUAGAUGAAAUGAACUCUGGCCUGCUAAUUUUGCUGUCCCACUUUUUCUGUGUGCGUGCAAAAAAAAGAACACGCCUUGUUUGCUAGAGUAGUGUGUGUGUGUGUGUGUGUGUGUGUGUGUGAUACACUGGCUACAUUGUUGGGUGUUAAAAGCUGUGGAUAGCUGUUGUUAUUCUGUGUUUUUGCUGUGCCCUGUGUGGCCUGAAGGCAUGAUUUAUUCAUGUCCUUUUUCCUGUCCGGCCCCCUCUGCUCAUUGUGCAGCAGCCUUCAGGACCAGAGAGGAUCUCCCAAGGACCUCUGUGUGUUUGUUUGUUUGCCUCGCCUUUACUUUUCUAUGGCUUGGGUUUUCUAUUGAUCUGUAUAUGCUUGAGUGUUGGAUUUUUUUCUCUCUGAGUGUGUGUUGGGCCUGCCUGAGCUAAGAUCCCCCAGACUCCUGCUUUAAGUGUGUGUUUCCUCCUCUGAUUUGAAUAACAAUGAGUGGGGGAAUGUGGGCUGUUUGUUGUCCCCCUCUUUGCAUCAGCCGAAAUGAAGUGAGUACAGUGGGUCCAGAUGUGUUGGGGUCUGCCCUGAGGGUUUGUUUGAGCUCCAUAUGACAGAAACUCCCCUGCUGUGGAUCUAAUGGAGUGGAGACUGAGACAGAGAACACUGAAAACAUCGUCCAUUAAGAACACCAAGUUUUUAAGCCAUGACCAAAGUUUGGAGUGGAAACUUUUAUCUGACAUCUGAGAGAAAAAUUACCUCUGAUGCAGUAGAAGCUGAAUACGGAAGAAAAGACACAAAACAGCUAGAUGACCUUAAUGAAAAACUUUUAAAAUGCACUCUCAAUUGAUGCAUAAAUCCCCUUGUUUAAAAUUUACAUGAGUUACAAUUAAGAAUGCAGGGUUACUCCACAAGGAGCUUUCAGUGAUCUCUUUAUGAUAAUGUUUUACCAGCCCCCAAAACGGCCUGUUUACUUUGAUGACAAACUUUUCAAAUACACUCUUAAUUCAUACAUAAAUUAUCUUAAAACCUGUUGUUUAAAAUAUACAUGAAGGACAAUGCAGGGGUACUCCACAAGGAGCUUUUAGUAAUCUCAUUAUGAGUGUUUUACCAGCUUUCUAACAUCAGGUUUCAGGAGGUCCUCUAGUUAAUCAAUAAUAGCAACUGGCGUCUCUCCUCUUGCAUUAUCUGUUAAAUAAACUCAACCGGUAUCAGAGGGGUAUUUUGGAUCUGCUAUUGACACGUAGUAGAGGUUAUAGACUGUAUAAAACAUGGACCCAGUUUCUGUGACACUGCUUUGCGGUUUGCGGUGACAUUUUGAAGCUUAUUGAUGACUGUUUUAAGGGUUGACUCAACUUAAAAACAGCUGAACAAGAGGUGGACCCCGUGGACUUGUUUGUCAAUUUGGCCAUAACUGUAGUAAUGCAAUUUUAUGUUCAACUCUUAGCCCUCAAAUGAUCUCAACAGGUGUAUUAGACCCACUCCGAUGAAAAUCAUGUUUUUCUUGUUUUUUUAUAUCUCCAUAUGGUAUUUUUCCGAUUCUGUAGACAGAUCAUGAGAAAACUAAAUGCGAAAUUUCUUUUCUGAGUAUUUCUUCAUUCAGAUCGCUGUGAAUCUCUGGCAGACCCAAACGGCAGCUUCAGAAACAGUGAGAUUUCAUACGUAACCAAUCCAAGCUCCAUCCCCAGAGCCCCGCUAUGCAGGCCAGACUCUGCAUAUAAAGGAAAAAUACAGAGGAAGAUCGCGGAACAAGUAUGUGCAUUGACGGAAUGGCUAUGUUCGUAAAAAAGCUGAUUAUGAUAUUAGCUUUCAUCAUGUUCCCAAAGACAUUAGUGUCCGAGAGCUGAUUAGCUCCUAUGCUACCUGCCACUUCUGCUGCACCAGUAAUGCUAGGCUACAAGCUAACGCAAAGACGAGUGUGCAGAGCAGCGCUGUCUCCGCCCACGACUCAGCAGUGAAUUGCUUACGAGCUACUCGAGCUCUGCAGAAGAAAAGCCCUUAAAAAAUGACACAGGUAACACGACUUUUGGUAAAAACUUCAUAAUCGCAAUUCAAAGACCGCUGAGAAUACUUUAAGUAGUAAAAGAAAAACGAUCGGCGUGGGACUAUAAAGACAAAUCAUCCUCCCUACAGUGUGCCAAAAUAUGUAAGUAAAUGAGCUACAAACCUUAAACUGUAUUUUGAAACCGCCUGUAUUUGACAAUAUGGGCACACAAAAUGUGGCGCUACACGUCUAGCAGUUUGCCCCCCAUUCAUUGUGAAUUGCAAACAGAUAGCAUUCUUGGACUCCAGGCGGCAUCACUUAUUAGCAACUUCUUUCCCUCAGCGUGUCAAUAUCAUGCAUUUACAGCAAACAUUGUAGAGUGUCGGUUUUAUUGAUAAGACCACUCAAUUCAAGACAAGUGAUUCGACCUGAGUGGGUGGGUGUCUCUCAGCACCCUGACCACCUCUGGUGAGCGAUACUGUGAGGAUCAGCAGUGUUUUGCAGUUGGUGUUAGCACUGGAUUCACUUACUAUAGGUCUUGAAAUUUGUAUCAGGAGGGGGAAAACGAGUGUCAGUGCCAGGCGCUGUUCAUGUUAUGCAUGCUGGUCUUUGUAAGUGAAUGGUGUCUUUCUCAGAUCAAGUUAAUCUGUGUGUUUGACCACAAAGGGCGGGCUGUUGAGGGAUUAUAAUAUUUAACAGUAAUGUUUAUAACUCACAUGCCAGGAAUGAAAAUCUUGUGCACCAACCUGAUUGUGUAUUUAAUAAUCCAGCGUCAGUGUGCAAUACGAUGACAAGCAGCCCUCUGACAUCCAUCAAACAGCUGUAAACCCCCCACCUCAAUGAAGCGGCUUGGAGAUAUGGAGCACAUCUUGGCUUGGCGAGGAACCUGUCCCAUCUAAUUCCCUCAUGUGAAAGUCCACACCACCAGCUAAUGAGGCGUAAAAGGGCGUUUGUCCACCCCAGACAUACACACUCGGGUUUGCAUCUCUGUGGAGGAUCCCACCUAGCUCGGGGGAGAGGAAGGAGGGGGCUUUUUGUCAGACACAGUGACCCACAAUUUGUUGAAGUUGACAGUCUGGCCCGGCGGCACCAGCCUGAGACGUAUCGUUCUUGGCAUCGGAGGGGAAAACCUCGGGGGAUGCUUGUACCACAGCACCCUUACUGCCCCCCCCUUCCACUUUCGCCCUCCUCCUUCAUACUCAAAUACUAGAGCUGGUAGCUCUGGCAGCAGCUCUGUCCCUGUGUGAGAUUGCAAAUGAAAAGGAGUGGAGGGUGAUUACAGACUGGGGCUUGAUUACAUGCACUGUCUCCCACUCAAGUCGGCCACAUUAAUCACCCAGUGGCAGCAUGUGGAUCACAGUGAGAGAGAAGACGCUGGGUAGCUCCAAGCACUGACUGAUUGACUCUCGGAUCGUAAACACACACAAAAACCUGCAAAAAUCUCGUCUAUUCCCUUGUACAUCCCUCAGCCCCCCUGUCCCUUGUUCUUCCACUCUGUGCUGCAGACACAGACACACAUUGUGUUUUUGUAUCACUGUCUUCCAUUGUGGCAUGAGGGGGGGCUUGUCUUAAAUGGCAUGUGUCAACUUGUGGGCCUGGGAACGAUUUGGCUCUUUUGUUUGCGAUUGAAGUGAAGAAAAGUCGUGUUUACCAGAGUGUGGUGAAGAUGAGGGUGGUGUCUAGCUGUCUGUGAGUUUUUAGAGAUGUUUAGCUGAUAGCUAGAUUUAGGCCUUCCUCCCUCCUCCUCCUCACCCUCAUGAGCAGCAGGAGUGAGAGGAGCUGAGCCUCUCCUUGCUCACGCUGGAUUAACACACACACACACGCACGCACACACACACUCACACCUCAUACAUACACAAAGUUUGCAUUAGCCCCCAGCCAGAGUGACUUGCCUCCUGCUGACAACAGACAGCGGUGGUGGCGACAGGUUACACUCCCUCCUCCUUCUCCUCCCCCUCCUGCACCUCCUCCCUCUCCUCCGAUCAACCAGAAAGGGGGAAACCGUGCCAUGGCAUCCCACACUGGAGCCGCGGAGGUCAGAACAAAAGCCAGCCUGUUUUCAGAAGGCCAUUACUCAGGCUGCAGAGGAUGUGGAAACAAUAGGCUGCAUGAGAUCUACACCCAGACCUCACAUUCAACCAACAGCUAGCAGGAAACAUAAGUCCCAUGCCUCUUCAGCAGUCUUUCACAGUUUUUGUCCAAUUGGCUUUAUAGUUUGAUCAACCUGUGGAAAAGUUACCAUCACGCCGAGUGUCCCCAAUGAGAGACAAGGACAAUGGCAGACAUUUAUUUCUGUUAUUUUUAUUUAACUCUUGAAAAUUUCCAGAAGUUAUCCUUCGGGAAAAUGGCCAAUUUUUUCCACCCCAACUGCACUGUACUCAUCAGCUCACCCUUAAAGCCCUUGUGAGGAGUUUUUAAUACAGCUGUGAAAGACUGACAUCCACAGUGAUGUUUUUUUAUGAGAGAAAAAAGCAAACAAAGCCAUCUGCAACAAGACUGAUCAUCUCCAGGUUGUAAUGUUUAAUGCUUGUAGGGGGUAGGUGCCAGCCCCGAUGAUUGAUAGCAGGCCAAAUAAAAGGCUUUGUUUUACUUGGUCCACAGCAAAUCCACUAAAUGAGUGAUGCAUAUAACCAUCUAAAGAAAGCAGGAUGGGAUCUUUCACCAGAGAACACUUGCACAGGAAAGAAUCAAUAAAGAGAUCAGGAGUUCUACUUUGUCUUCCAAAAAGAAGGGGGGUAUGGUGGCCGAGAACCGCCACUGCUGCAAAUAAAAAAGAAAAUUAAAAAAAAAGAAGCCACAACGGAAGUUACCGAUAGAAAAAAAAAAAAAGAAACCGAAGCCCACUGCAAAUAAAAAAAGAAACGGUGCAGAUUAAAAAAAAAAAAAAAAAGCUACAACGGGUGGUAAGGACGCAAAAAUGGGUCUGCGUACUUACUUAUUUCUAUGAGUAAAGCAUCCGAACCGUAAAGCUACCGAACUUGAUUCUCCUUGAUUCUCCAGGCUGUAGUGGGUUUCCCAAGUUAGCCAUAGCUAACACUACACUGGAAAUUUUGUUUUCGCAGUAACUUUUUUUUUGUUUGUUUUUUUGCAUCAGCACUUUUUUUUCAUCGUGAACUUCCAUUGUGGCUUUUUUUUAUCUGCACCAUUUCUUUUUCCAUUUGCUGUGGGCUUCAUUUUUUUUUUCAUCAGUAACUGCCGUUGUGGCUUCUUCUUCUUUUAUUUAUUUUUUAUUUUUUGCAUUCUUUUUUUAUUUGCAGCAGUGGCUGUUCUCGGCCACCAUAGGUGGGGAACCAAAAAUUAGACCAACACUGAGUUUCUGACAGGAGCUUUAAAAAAUUCUGCAACAGAUUGGGUUGGAUUAAUGUGUGAACACAGCAGGAUUUACUUGAUCUGGUUGAAGCAAGUGGGCGUAGUAUGAUGCAAGUAUUAUCUGACUAAUGAUUUUAAUGCACACACUGCUUUUUUCUUCCUCCUGCUUGCCAGUAAGUCCCCUUUUCCUCUUUAGUUUUGAUUUGUCUCUGCUGGGAACACAUGAUCUUCCACUCCACACCGUUCACACGAAAACCUUUGACUUCUUUUUUAAAAUAACUUUAGGACUAUCAGGUGCCUAGGUGGAGCAUGCGGCAGGAGGGAGAGGAAAAGCAAUACUUUGUAAUGGUGAAUGCUUCUAAAUUACUAUCAGUACUUUGAAUUAAGGUCAAUUUCUACCUUACAAACACAGUGGAAGAAAAGUUAUCAUCAACCGAGGUGAACAGUACAGAUUGAAGAGUAGAGUAACUCAGAUCAGCGAAUUAAGUUUUCAUUUUGUCAAAUGCUUUGGAUAAACAACUUUUACUUGCUGCAAUUACACAUCGACUUACGUCAAGUCUGUUGGAGCGGGGUGAACAGAUUAAGCUGUUUAAUUUCACAUGCUGUAAAAUGUCAGGUGAAUGAAUUUUCAGUUGUGCAGUGCGACUGGCGCUUUGGUGACUUUUAAUGAGCACUAGGAAUUAAACUGUAGGCCACACUGCUUAUUAUCACAGUUAUUAAAAAAACAAGGUUUUAAAAUUAAAGUAACAAUAAUCCAAUGAACAGUUUUAACCAACUAAGGCCAGUCUCACAAAAGUGUACAAUGAUCACACUCUCCUGUGAUUUUAUGAAAUAUCACAGGAUUUACUACUAUCUGACAUUCAUUGUGUCCGUGUGUAACGAUAUGAAAAUCAUGAAAUAAAGAGAGAACUGAUCUGCUGUUGGAGCAGAUCUUUAAAACACACACCCUCAUACAGUUGCAGAAUUAGUUGAGAAAAAAAAAGCACACUAAUAGAUGUCAGUGUACAUACUCGUAUUUCUGGUUUUCAGACAGACGUUUCUUUCAGCUCAAACCCAAAGAAGAGCAAGCAACAACUCAUCAAACAUUUAGCUACCGCUUCUCUGAUCUCUUACAUAAGCAGGGAGGUGAAAAGUUGAAAUUUUAUGCCAUUUUUCCCAUUUUUUAACAUGAUGACUAUAGAAAGAUUAUGACUGAAGACAUCAGAGGCCUGAGGGAAUGGAUGCGUGCUGAAAAAGUUGGGUGUGAAAUGAAGGGAGUGAACAGAUCAAACAGAUACAUAAGUUCAUAAAGUGACAGGGAAGACUGUAUUUGAGCUAAUGCAGAACGGCAGUGGGAUUUCAUUUGAUUUUUAUUUGCCUCUGUAGACUCUGAAUGUUAAUGAAAGUAGUGCUCUCACUUACACGCAAAUAGGUCUCUUUAUCUGUGUUGUUGACGCCUACAAGCUUUGAUUGCACUUUUAGUGCUGGGACCAAUCACCACUUAAGCAUUGACAGCAUUUUAAACAGUGAUUUUGUGGAAACGAAGAACUCCACUCUCUGGUCACAUUUAUACAACUGAAUGACUCUCUGCUCCACCACAAUUUGCACAAAGAGCAAAGAUAAGCCUUAAAAUGAGCUCAUAGCCAUUUUCGUUUUUUAUCAUGCCACUCUUUGACACUUACAGACCUUAUUAAUAUUACUCUGAUGUCUGAAAACCUUCCUUUCUGCACUUUCUGCAAUGCUUUGUUUUGGCUUCUUUUCCAGUGAUGUAAAAUUGGACUCAGCUUGUGGGUGUUACUUUUUGCACAGCUUUGUAGAGGUGAAGCAACCUGAGAGUUAUGCCUUUUACAAAUAAUAUUUGAAGCUAGCCAUUAGCUUCCUAUUUUAGCUAGUAGUUAGCUUCAGUAACAUUCGAGACACAAAUCCAGCUCCUACUGGCCUUUUGUUUACAAAGACGUCAUCACUGAACUGGCAAGCACAGACAGUUCUGUUGUGACUGUUUUCUUCCAAACAUGGAGGGAGCUGUGUCCAGUGAGGCCUUUAUUUGGUGCUGGUAGCGCCCAUGACCUCAAUUUCAGAGCACCUCUCUGCUGUGUACUGUGCCUGAGUUACAACCUGGGCUGCUAUCAUUCAGUGGCUUAUUUUACAAAACCUAAAACGAGUUGAAAGCAAGUGUGUCAUAGCAUUAGUAGCAGCUCCAAACCUGGGAUUGUUCUUUGAAAAACAAAUAUGGUCUUUUCUCUCUUGAGCAGGCCUUCACCAUUGUUGUAAAUGAAGCUAUCAGAAGUUCCGCCCCUUCCUGAUUCUGAUUGGUUAAUAGUCAAGAAGAGACAUUGAGAGUGCAGAGCUGUUCAAAAAGUUUUUCAAAGUAUGACUGACGCUGAAGGCAUUGACCUUCCUUGAGUUUGAGUAGAAAAUAGGUGUGGCCAGUGCUCAAAAAUGGCAUCAGUCAGCACAACACUUAAAAAAAAUUCCCUACUGGUUUUUGGUUCCUUCGCAUACAGAAACAGAAAACAGCUAUGAUUCUCCCACAGAACAAAAAGAACAAAAAAGAGCAACUUUCCAAUAUGUACUGAGUCGAUUAAGUGCAGAAUAGAGGGAAAGCUAAGAGGUGAACUGGACUGUUCAACCUCUAGGUGGGCGUGUCUUUGGCUUGUCCUCUAACACGGUCCUAAAAAGAUGGCAGAUGACAUCAGGUUCAGGCCAAGGCCUUGAAUGAGCUGUUCAAGAACUCAGCUGGGUAUUAACAUCAGUGUAUUUUAUGUUUUGCACAUCCAAUAUUGUAGCAUCAUAAGUAUGGAUUAAAACAGAGACCUACUUAAUAGGUCUCUAACCCUUUAACAUACUUUAAAAUUGAAGUCUAAGGUAGGUGAUGGAAAUAGAAAAACUUGAAAUGAGUUGGUCCGUCUCUAUUGAUGCAGAAAGUGUUGUGACGUUUGCAGACAAAAAACAGAUGGACACACUUUGUGUUUGCCAAGAGUAACGCCUGGGAGAGGGAGAUUGAUGAGGACAAAAGAAAACAGAGGCAGGCAGACAGACUGGUGUUAUAGAGGCGGGAAGAACUGGGACAGGCUUGAUAUUUUCUGUUUACGAAGACAGAGGAGGAACGAUUGAACAGGCAGAGGAACCAGGAUGAGACUGUGGGCGUAUCUCUGAUUGAAGAAAGGGGGAUGUGGGAUGACGGGCAGGUUUAGGGAUGAGACCGGCUUGUCUUAGGGUGAAAUGUUUGAGUUAAAAGAAUUAUAUGUUGAAACACUUCUCAGAUGUUCUCUGCUCACAGGGUUUGCUUUUUGGCCUCUGAGGGUCAGUGAGCAUUACUGGGGUCAAAGGUUAUUAUCCAAGUCAAGGGCAACUUUUAUUACACAAAUUUCUUCAGCAGGGAAUUUUUUGGCAGGUGUGUUUAGACCUAACUAUCCACAGAACUUAAUUUUAAAAAAGUAAGCAAUCAUGAAGAGUCACCAAGUCCAGAAGAAGCUUUGAGAUUCUCUGAAUAUUUUACUUGAAAGGAAGACAAUAAAUAUUUCAUUAUUCAUGGUCAGUUAGAUUCUUUUACGGCCCAGUCCUUUUGUAAAAGCGCCUCUCUGGGUUUGAAUUGCCAUGUGUGCCUUUCAGGAGAAUGUGCGAGCCAGGCUUUUGGUGCGGCUGGGAACUAAAGUGCUCGUUGUAGUUUGCUCAGUGGGGGUGUACAAGUCUGCCCAUGGAGGUCAUAGGAGCAGACAUCACUGGGUAAAUGCCAGCAAGAGCUCCUGGGUGCACUCCAUGACCGGGCAUUUGAAACAGCUGGAGUCUGUAACAGCAAACAACAUGAUCAGAUAAAGUCAGAGUCUGUAAAUGGUUAAUUGUAUGUUAUUGUGGAGAAAGAUUUAAGGAAAUACUGUCUGAUGGUGUCCUUGAUGAGUGGAAAGCACUCUCUCUUCGAAUCUGAAAUCGUUUCAUUUUUAUUUUUUUGUCACAGACAGCUCAGACAAAACGAAAUGCUGGUCUUAAAAGCUUGUGUUUUGGUUUUAGUUCUGCAAUCUCAGAGAGGAUUUUGAAGUUUGGCACAAACCAACACAAGUCUGGUUUUAUGAUUCUAAGGACUGGCUCUUAUUUUAUGUUUCUGAAAAGGACAAGAGCUCAAAUUACUCUGUAAUGCUCUGUCUCUCUGCUGUCCUAAUGCCUCCCUAGAAAUGCUAAUAACACUUACCGUGAAAGUUGGAUUUCGCUGGAAGUGGAUUUCAAAACAUCAAAAAGACUUUUCACCAUCUGUCUGUGCUGUUUAAAGUAAUCCGUGUGGGCAGCAUCUGCCAGGUGGAGUGAACCUUUCAUUUAAGAAAUUCCUCCUUCUCAGUGCAAAAGCCAAACGGACCUCGACCUUAAUCUCUGUCCUGCUCUUCAUCACGAGAGGCUGUGCUGUUUUGUAGUGGAGAUUAAAGCUGCAAGUCUCCAUUACUGUAAUUAUAAAUAAAAAUAACAUCUAUUUGACCUCUUGAAACUGCAUAUUUUGUACCCCCAAAAGAACAUGACCCACAGCUGUUGAAUAUAAAAUGAUUUGAACUAAUAAAUAGAUGAUAAACUUCAAGCCUGAAACUGCAACAGUGAGUGAGUGCCUGGCUGUUUUGCUUCUCUUGCCAAAUCUCAGUAAACACUAAACUGGCAUGACGCACAAGCAGAACACUCUGAGCCGAAUUGGCACGCAUUUGUAACUCAGCAAAUACAAGUCCCUGUUAGCUCUCUUUUGGUUGCCAACAUCUCCUUAUAUGAAGGUCUUUCACUGGGAGUGUCUUAACAAGCUAGUGGCUAAUCUGGUCUGUUUACAUCUACUAGAUGACAACUCUGUCUAAAGGCAUAGUCAUCGGUGUAUAAUGCUAAUAGUGACAAAGCUAACACAGCCCAUCCUAGUUUAGAUUGUUAGCAUGCUGGUGUUCUGGUCGAUUUUCCCUGAGAAUCUGUUUUGUAUUCUAAAUUCAGACCACAUGUAUUGUUUAUACAUGUUUAUACUGUUAAUACAAAAAUCUAACUGUUUUAGCAUUUGUCAGGAUUUUAUUAAACAACCUUCAGUUGUUAAGUUCUGCUUUGUCAGAAGCUCUAACUUUAGGCCAUUUCCCUCAAUUAAAGGGAUAUUCCGUAAAAUUAAUUUAGUGUCAAACACACCAUAACACCAAGUUAGACACCCCCUUGAGAGAUGAAUGUUGCCGACCACUUGCUUUUCUAGUUAUUUAAACUUUAUCCAGUCCAUUACAGACUGCAGCGGGGUGACACAACUCGAGGAAGAACAUCUAUGAUCAUUACUUUAUCAUUUUCUUGAAGUAAUAAUCACCAUAUUAAUCAUUUUGCACCGCAGACGCGGUAGUUCUUCUGCCUUAGCGUCUCGGUCUGAUUGCAUUUCCAUAAAAAAAUAUGAUCAUAAAUGUUCUUCCUUGAGCUGUGUCACCCCGCUGCAGUCUGUAAUGGACUGGCCUGAGGUCUCGCUACAAACAAGUAGCUACUGGAAGAGAGUAGGUGAGUUGUGUUUAGUCUCUUUGCUUAAGAAAUUAGGCAAAGCUAAAAAGAUGUUUGGUGGCUAGUGCUGUGGCUGAGACCCUAUAUGUACUGUUGAUGAAGUUAGGUGCUGUUCUGAGCCAUUUUGGUUGAAUAUCCCUUUAAGUUCUGCUUUGUCAGAAGCUCUAACCUCCAGCCAUUUCUCUCAGUUAACAGUGACUCUGAGUUUCACAGUCAGAGGAGGAUCAUUGCCUGAACAGGUUUAAAGGUGUACUAUGGCUUGGACUGACAAGUCUGGAGCUACACUUUGACAUUUAUUUAUAUGCUAUCAACUUCUUUAUUUUUUGUUCCACAUUUGCUGUUGAAAUAAGGCAUUAAACGAUGUCUGAUAGUUAUGACUUAGCAGUCCUUAACUAUGUGUAUUAUCUUGUGAAAUGUUCACAAAACUGUCAAAUGGUGAUAUAAGAUCCCUCUGGAUAGCUCUCUAGAGAAAUAGCAUUAUUUUUUCUGACCUCUGUUUUUCCUACAAACAACGAGACAUCUAGUGUUGGCUUACAGGCUUCAUUGUACUACUCAAUGAUAUGAUAUAAUAUCCUGAACUACACUCAUUCAUGUUAUUUGAAACAUGCAGCAUUCAAGCUGGUCUGUAUCUCUGUGUGCUAUCAGAGCUUAGCUGUAUAGUUUGUAUGAAUUCCUACAUUGAAGGUCUGCGUGUACAGACAUGUGCUGGGGGCUGAUAAGAGAAAAGAGCCAACAUCUGUGGUACUUUGUUGCACACUUGCGUCAAUUCAUCUGAAAUGACGUUUUUAGUCAAAGAAGCAGGCUCCCUGCUGAAUGUUGGCUGUGCAGCACACACUCAAUUAUUUAUGCAGAUCCAGUUCACAACCCUUUAUAACAUUUGCUCAGUUUCAGUUAUGUGAAAAUAGUUAAACCUCCGGGAUAGGAUUCACAUCAAGUAAUUUUUAAAGCUUUGGAAAGGAAGACAGUUUUUGGGGAAGGGCUGGUUUUUGUCUGAAACUUAGUUUAACUGAUGAUUUGUACUGAUUACAAUUGUUGUUUCAUCUUUUCCUUGGUUCUGUUUCUGCUUAUCCAAAUUUGGCAGUCUGUAAUCUUUUCAUUGAGAGCCUUGUGCCUGUCAUGCAAAAGUAGCCAUUAUGUUCAAUAUAUAAAUAUAUAUUCUUAAAAACACCACAGUGUUUUCACUAAAGGUAGUUCUGCAUUUUUUUUUUAUUUUCAAACUCCCAAAGCACCUGUUUGGAGAAAAUCAUCAAAUUAAAUGUUUUCUGUAGUUUGAGCCUUAAAGCAAGAUACUGAUACAGGGUUGAGGUAACAGUUUAGGUUAUGAGUUAACAGGCUGCAGUUUGUACCUGAGGAAAACUGAACUUGAUCAUCAGUUCUUCUGGCUGCAUGAUAAACAGUGCCCCUCUCAGUGGAGGGGAUUGUUAUUAAUGGACCCAGAGAGACACUUAAUCAUACGCCUCACUGUGAUGCUAAGAGGAAUGCAUCUCCACUUGCUUUGAAUCACUUGAAAAAUUACAGAGCUUUGGAUCAUGGUUGAAAUCCUCUUUUUUAGCGUUGUGAUUUAUAUAAUCAGACAUUAUGCAAUAUAACUGUCUUCUGUCUGUAUAGAGCAAUCAUUAUUAUGACCUUUUAAAAAAAAAAGGGUUUGGGGGCGCUUUUGGCAGAGACAACACAAUAUGUGCCCAUGUAUAUAUAUAUAUAAAUAAUAAAGGAAUGGUCAGGCAACAGCUGCUUUUGAAACAACUAGCAGAAAUUAACAUUUACAAAAGUUUUAAUGUGUGUUCCUGUGAAACUCAUCUAUUAUAUCCAAGUUUUUGUUGAAAAGGCACCUGGGUGUGUUGAAGGUUCUUGAAGAGGUUUCGCCUCUCUUCAGCUCUUAAGUGAAAGGGGCCAAAGUUGGAAAUGCAUAGCCUAGGUUGGUCAUCCAGCUGUAAGGGGUGGGUGAUCACCUGAGAGUCGUUCACAGCUGGGUCACCUGAGAGUCAUUAGCAGGGUCAUUGACCUGGCUUCGCCUGGGAGGGUGCCCUCUUGGGUUUCUUCAGGUUUGCCAUGCUUGCACGUUGUUGGAACCUGUGGUCCAGCACGAGAGUGUUGUUUUGAUUGUUGUCAAAAGGAAUCCAAAGCUGAAUUGUUAGUGGGGAAUAAGUGAUGCCUUAGUCCAUUGCCUCUGUUCAACAAUGGUUCCUCCAGUUUCACACAGAUUGCCUUCUUGACACCUCGUUCAAAUCCAUUAUACAAUUUAUAUCUGUUUUUUGGUCUCCCAACUCUUAACGGAAAUAAGUACUGUGCUUUUUUAAAAGUGUGUCCGCCUCAUAUUCAAUACUUCCAUAUUCACACAUACAGGUGAGAAAAUCUGUGGGAAAAAAAAUGUAUUUUGUAAACUGAGGCUUGUGGGAGAAAACCGUAGAAAGUAUAAGAAAUCCCCUGUUGUAACUUAUCUUGUAAACUACUUCCUACCCUCCAUAAAAAGAUGGCAAGCUGCCGGCAGCAUGAAGAAGAGGGCUGCUGUGAAACUGCUGACCUCUCAGCUGCAGUUUGGAGGCAGUAAAGAAUACUCAUGAUGACACUGUGGAUCUCCUCUAUGUGAGGACUUCUCACUCUGAGUUUCAACAGAAUUAUGAAAGUCGCUUAUGGCUAGCUAGACUCUGCCUACGUAUCCAUCUUUCUCCUUCUUCCAGUUAAAUGCCCAUGUAGAGCUUUUGCUGCAAAAUUUCCCAUAAACCUGAAUGAAAAUAGUAGAAUUCUGCUUCCAUAAACAUGCAAUUUCGUCUUUUUAGUGGUCAAAUCAGCAUUUAUCUGAUCCUCUUUUUUUUCUCAUCUGUUAUUACAUGUCUGCGUGUGUGUGUGUGUGUGUGUGUGUGUGUGUGUGUGUGUGUGUGUGUGUGUGUGUGUGUGUGUGUGUGUGUGUGUGUGUGUGUGUGUGUGUGUGUGUGUGUGUGUGUGUGUUCUCGGGUGCAUUUGUCUGCCCUGGAGGUUGCAGCCUUGGCUCUGCUGCGCUCCACUGAGUCUGCCAGGAGAUCUCAUGGACGCCUCAGUGGAGCAAACUCUUAAAAACACUGUUUACCCAGGGAGAUUUAUUUAAAGUUACAGAGCAGCACAAAGUCUCUCUCCAGCUCUUUUGUGUGUAUGUGUGUGUUUGAGUGUGUGUUAUGGUAUUUACACAUGGCAAUCGCUGAUACUCUAUGAUAGCAAACUGUGCAAGUGUUGGAUUUGUAUCAUUGUUCCCUGAUCCUUUUUUAAGACUAUAGUUACUUUAAAAUUUCACCUCAUUUUAGUUUGUCUUCUCAGUGAAGUGUCAUCCAUCCCAAACUGAUUUCUCUGUAGUCACACAGCUGCACUGAGUGUUCCCACACAAGUUCUUGUUAUUGCACGGAUAGAUUUGUCUCCCCAGUGACGGUCAUGUCAUGCAUGAACGUUCUUCCUGCUCCCUGAAGGUAGAUCCACAUACAUGUCAUCUGGAUUUAAUACAGUUUUCUUGACCUCCGAGGAACAUUAAUCACAUAUACAUUAUCCAUACAACUAUUAAUCUACAGUUAACAAACAAUAGGGAGAGGUUAUUUGCUUUCAUGAUAUAAUCUUUAAAGUGUUUCCAGCUUUUUCUGUCAUGUGAUUUACUUCUAAUUGUGCUCAACUUUAAAUGUUUUAUAUGUUAUCUAUUUAAUUAUUAUUGUAUUUGGAGUAUGGUGAAUGUUGACGGGUUAGUCAUGGGUGCACAGCAAGUACAGCACUGAUAGUACAUCUUACUGUACAACCUGCUGUAAAUGUUAACGCUCAGUGUAAAGUUUCUAAAGUUUAACACCCUGAAGGACUCUAUAAACAUGUCAGAGGAUGAAUCAAGAUGAACCCUUAAGCAAGGAUGUGAAGUUCUGUAUUUUCAGAACAAAAUAUGCACAUCGGAAUAUUUUGAAUGAAGUGAGUGAUAAACUGCAAAGUGAAAUGUCAGGUUAUGUACAGGCUCAAAUCUGGUGGUACUUUUAUUUCAAAGCAUUCUAGCUAAUGUUUGUGGUGAGCUUGUACCCAGCCUGAUGAGUUGGUGCUGAGCUGUUUUAGCUAUUUGGGCUGUGUUUACACUUGAAAGAAAGGUAAAUUAUAAACAGCUAGCUAACAGUACAAACAUAGACUGUAUACUUACUGGACGUAGCGCAGAGGCAUCACCCAUCUGUUUCUGAAUUGGAGUUUUGAUUCAUUUUGUCAGCCUACCUGAAAAGGGCUUUUUUUUAACCCAUGCUGUAAAUGUGUGUAUUUUUUCCCCCAAAACUGGUGUUUUUGGCUCAGUGUCUUUCUGGUUUCUCGUGCUCCUGCAGCCUGUCUCACACAGGCAAAAAAUGCAGUUUUUAGCACUUGUGCAUUGGCUUCAUUUUUCAAGACCGGAGGUUGCAGCUUGGGUACCAGUGGCACCAUUAUGCUAAUAAUGUACAAUCUUAGCACAAUUCGCACUUCAGUAUUUUGGUACACAAUAUUCUGAUUUCUGAAUAAGUCUGUCGAGAAAUAAUAUUAUUUCACAUUAGCUUAGCUUACAGUGAAAUGUCAUUGAGGGUAUUCUUGCUUUUUAUCCAGUGUGUCUCACAUCCCUGUUUUAGAUUUUAGAGACUCUGUGAGCUUUUUUGUCUUGCUUUUUUCGAACAAAAUGUGAUCUUUGCACAAGAUACUGUGCAUAAAAAUUCACCAUACGCUGAGUAGUUAUAUUAAUCGUCCAAAUAUAAAACAUGGCUCCAAGCAGUUUUCUUCCCCAGCUUUUAAGGGUUAUUUCAUGGUAAACUACUCUUUCUUAAGCUUUUAUAACUACACCAGUCACAGUCUGUUCUUUGUUGUGGGUUGUAAAAAGAAUCUUAAUUUAUGUUGAUGACAAAAACUUUCAGUUGGAGAGCUCUGUGUUCUUGGCUCCAAUUCAUUUGGGAACAUUGAAGUUUGAUUUUAAUAGUCUGCUGAGUUGAUAAUUGCUUUUCCCCAAACUAAGUUUACAGUUUCACAGAAAGCACAGACACAGAACUCAAAGUUCUCAAGAACCACUGACAAGUUGUAAACUGGUUGGUACCAGGCCUGUGAAACAAUAAAACCCUAUAAGCACACAUCCACACCAAAACCUCUUCAUAUGAGCAAAUAAACACAAGACGCUAGCACGUGAGUCACAUUAUACUCGUAAGUGGCUGAAAAAAAUAACUCCAUCGUGCAGGUUGUUUCUCAGUCAUCUGUCUUUCUGGUUUUGAUGAAAUCUGACUGUCUCAUACUUUUCUCUGCAGUACAUCAAGAUUCCAGCUCCCACGCCAGAGUCACCCUCUGCUAUUCGCAUUUUCUCCUUCUACUUAUCCAGUGACAGCAAAGAUCAACCUCAGGCUAGCUUCGACUGCAUUCAUCAAUAUGUUUCAAGGUAAGAAGUUCACUGGUCGAAACUUAUUUCUGCAUGAUAAGUCAUGCUGAAAAGCACAUUCAGGGCUGUUUGUUGUUCACAUGACCCCAGAUGAUCUUUCCAGUCAUGUAAGGUUGCAGUCUUGUAGUUCUGGGCCUCAUUUUGAGGGCAUCGUAAAGACACAGUUUUCUCAAUGAUUGCUGUAUACAAGAUGGGGCCAUCACAAUUUCCUGUAUAUUUCUGGGCCGACCCUCUCAUUACGGAGACCUGUGACGCCGUGUUUAUGUAUGAGUGUAUAUGCUUGGAAACAGAGGGUUAUACUCAGUUUCUGCCUUCUGCUGCCAGAUGGCUCGAUGUGGUCUGAACUCGCUCUGGUCCCAGUCAGCUGCUGGAGCCAAAAGAAACAACCUAACAGUGUGAGAGUGAGAGCCAGCUCUCUUUGCACCCACAUUAGCUUAAAGUACUGUGGAUCACAAGAAUAAAUGAUCUCUGGCCAAGUGUUUAAUUGUGUUAUGACAACAAAAAUGGGGUUGGGCGAUAGGCUCCUUUUUUUUUCUUUCUUCAAAAUAUAACAAAGUUGAUUUGGCAACUCUGUCAGUCCUUCAUUUAUUUUUAUUUUUAGCUCAAAUGCUACUCAGGUUCAGGUAUUAAACUUUUUUACUUUUGUCCAAGAUGAUCUCUGUUUAGUAAGUAUGCCGGCUGGAGCCAAGCUAAUCCCGGUAGUUUUCCACAGGCUUUAUCCUUCUUUGAACCAGGAUAUCUGGCUUUCUCUCAUGGAGCUAUAUCAAGCCUGUGACAUAACAUACAGUAACUAUAGACCUGUCUUAGCCAGAUCCUACCACAAAGCCACUUUAUGUUGCAUGGACUCAGAGUUGGUAUGCAGCUUUAGGUUAGCUUAUAGCAGUGUUGUCUGCGUAGCCCACAGAAAGCCCUGAAAGUUCAGUGGCUCUGUGUUUGUGUUUUGCAGUGACGGCCGAGAGCAGCUGGAAGGUCAAGGUAUCAUCCAGGACAAGAUCACAGUGUGUGCCACCGACGACUCGUACCAGAUGACCCGUGAAAGGAUGUCUCAGGUGGAGAAGGACAGCUGGAGCCGCUCCGCCAUCGAGAUCAAACCUGGCUCCACACAUCCAAGUAAGAAAGGGCAAGAUGAAGGGAAACCUGAAUGUGAUACAUGAACAGAUUUUCUCAAGAGACAGCAUUUAGCUUUUUUAAGAGAUCAAAAUAAAGAGAUGGACUUGUGACUUAAAAAAUUAAAUAAUGACUCGCUUCAAAUAAAAUUAUUGCUGUAUUUAUCGUGUGAACUCUAAAGUGGAUGUCAACUUGCUUUUUAAUUAAACCAGAUAGACAGGUAGCACUUGUGGUUCAGUGAGUAAAUCACACUCUUGUCUCAGGAAUAAUUAUCUGUGGUGUGCCUUAUUCCAUUCUUUCUUCCAUACUUGAAUCUGGAGAGUUUUUAAUGAUAGCUUGGUCAAGCAAGCAGUUUCAGUUGUUAAAUCUUCUUUCCUAAGGUAGAGAGCCAAAGGUCUUUCUUUGAUUCAAAUGCAAGAUGUAAACGAAGAAGAAAAGUGGCUCAAUUUUUUUCUCUCUUUUUUUUUUACCUAACUUCUUGACUUUGUCGGGUCACAAGCUCGGGCAGGAAUCACAAUCCAAUCACACCGACGUUUUUCCACAACAAUAAAAAAGUUGCUGCAUCAUUUGAAUUCGACCGACCGUUUUCUUUCAUCAUUUGCCAUGAGUUUUCAUGUGUUUUCUUUAAUCCUGUUGAUCAAGCAUGCCAUACAGCACAUUAAUCAUAUGAGCAGAGGCAUUGGCUGGCAUGCUGUUUUCUUUUUUCUCCGCCCUUUUUUCUCUCUGCCAGCCUUUGCUGUGGUUAUGCAAUAUUGUUUCUUGGCCCCCUGCGCAAGUGCUGCAGCUCUUGAGAGGCUGAAACUCUGGGAGGUUUAGAGCAGAUUUAGACUGUGUGGAUUGUGUAACGUCAGGUCUUUAGGUGAAGAUGAGUCAGAAAUGUAUAUGUCUGCAGGGAAACAUUUAAUAACUUCACUCUAUGUCCCUCCUUCAGCCCCAGGAGGGGCUCUCGAGCACAGUGCACAAUAUCAGGCAUGCCAAAACCUAUAGAGCACAAUCCUGACUCUCCAUACUCUCCAUACUGCAUUUCUUACAUAAAUCUUUGUGUUUUUAUACCGAUUAACAGCUGCAAGAGGACUAAUGAUACAGCACUGGGUUAUUAUCAUUUGGCUGGACAUACUUUUGUGGUUGAAAGGAAAGCCUUCUUUUCCUGUACCUCUUCCUCUGGCUGACCUUCAAAGCGCAGAUUAACCUGUAACGGGAUUAGCACGGAGAGAUAGCUUUCACUGCUCCAACAUGCCCCACCUGUCUCCAACAGAGAUGUAAGCAAUGAUCAAUGGGCUGUUUACAUCUGGAGACACACAGCUGCAGGCCAGUAUGUGCAUGUGAUUCGAUGGUAAAGGUUAGAGGAAGGUUCUCUGGUGAAUAUUUCUUUAUCACUCAGAUGAUUGUCAAGAUACCUGCCCAAAGAUAGAGAGAAAACAUGCAGCUUUAAGUGGUUGAAUCUGGCUGACUGUGUCUCUUGUCGGCUUGCUUUUUUGUUCUUCCUUUUAAAUGCACAUUUCCCUGAGUUCUUGUGGGCUUUGUCCUUUAUCAAGGGCAAAAGAAUUUGUUCCAGUUGGCCUAAAUUUAAGUUUCUCUAAAUGUCAGGAAAUGGAGAAUGGAUGUCUCAUGACUUACUGAGUCAUAAUUAAAGGAUAUAUUAAGGAUGUAAAAUGCAAAGCAGCACAUAAAUGUAAAGACGACCACCAAAAACUGUUUACCUGUAUAUUUUUUUCACUCAUCUUUUUCUUUCUGUAUAUUUUUGUUUUCAGAUAAAUGUGUCAAGUUCAACAAAAGGCCAGCUCCUCUUUCUUCUGGGUCAGAGAAUAGUUUCUAUAAGCCAGCCGCCAACAACCGGAGAAAUGGUGCAGUGGCCACACCAAGUCUGAAGCCUUUGAGGGAGCGAAUCAUCCACCUGCUGGCUCUAAAACCCUUCAGGAAACCAGAGCUGCUGCUGUGGCUGGAAAGAGAAAGAGCCAGCCCCAAGGACAAGGCCGAGCUGGGUGCCAUACUGGAGGAGGUAAGGAAAAAUAAUGUGUGUGAGUUUAGUGUGUGUGAUUUUACUGCUUUAAAUACAAUAUAUACAAUUGUUUUGCAUAAAUUUAACAUCGAUAAGGCUUAUACAACCUCAAUUACUGUCUGUACAAAAUGUGCACAACUCAAGAACAUAAAAAGUACUCAUUUAUGCUUACAGAUUUGUAGAUAUUUCCAGAGAUUAUUAUAUUUUUUCAGAUGAGUCUGUUUGAAAAGUUAAAUUCUGCUUUUUUGCCAGCAAGCACUCAGUCAUGUAGUGAAAGAAACCAGGGACCCGCUGUGCUUUGCUUAAAUUUUUGAUCUAAUUUAGAAAGGUUUACUUCAUGUCAGUCACUGUAUCCAUGUGGUUAACUGCCUAAAAGGUUGUAUGUUUAUUUUGUCAUCUUCCAUGUGUGCACGUGUGUCUGCUCCUGUGCUGAUGUGUGUCCAUGCAUGCAUGUAAUUAGCCUGUGGGUGUAAUAGUCUCUGCACAGAUUGUGUUAUAGUCGGGCUAGUCUCUCAUGUCAUCUGUCAGAUGACAUGAGAGAGGGGGUCGGUCCCUGAGACUGAGCUAUAAACAAAACCAAAGAAAAUCAGGGUUUUUGUCAGGGAUGCGGUUGUGACACUUGCAGUGAGUCCUAAGCCCCAUGACAUGGUUGUUAUUUGGCGCAAACAUUUCUAAAACGAAUGCCAUUAAUACCGUAAUUAUACUGUGUGUUCAGUGGUUGGCCUCAAAAUGAACAGUUUGUAGUCUCAUCAUGUGGUCUAUUGUGUUAAAGGUGGCAAAGGUCAAUCCCAGAGACAGCAGUUUCCUCCUGAAGGAUGACUUCUACAGACACGUCCAGAGGGACUGGCCCAGCUACAGUGAGGAAGAAAGACAGCAGAUCAGCCGGCUACUGGCCAGGUGGGUCAGACGCACGAGAUAAACCAGACGAGGGUGCUGUUAAAAUAAGCUGAUAAUUAAAUCUACCUCUCUGGUUAUACCACCUGUGUCUCUUAAAGGCUCAAGGGCCCAAUCUAAAAUGUGUUGUCUAGAGCACUACAGUGUGAAGUGAAUCAGAGCAUUUCUGACCCCUUGUUGGUAGUUAUAUUCAUAUGCUUUCUGGUCCUUCAAGACACCAUCUCAACUCACUCUUUAGAACAACACACCCGGAGGGACAAACUUUGGGGCAAAUUCUCUUGCACUCGACAAGAAUACUGGGAAGUUGGAAAAUAAUCAUGACACUUGCACUGCACACUGAAAAAACUUGGACUGGAUGUUCGAUAGGGGAAAAUACUGUCAAAGAAAAGGGAAUUUAACAUGCUCUUUUUAAAAAUUCCGGUACAGUGUGUCUCUCUCAACUUUGGGCAGGCAGUGGCUUCAGUUUUUUCUCUCUCAAUGACAUUUUCUUCCCACACUCUACAGUACAGUUUUUAAUAAACUCCCAGGGACACAACAUGCCUGUACUUGCUACACAAGAAAUCUGUUUCAUAUUAAUGCUCAGCUUUGGUGUGGUGGCUAUGGAAUUAUGAAAUAACAUGUUUCUGAUUCUCACUUCUCUAUCUUAUUUCUGUCCGGCCUUUCUCUUUGUUGAGCAGAAAGUUGCAGCCGCAAAUCAGUCACCAAUCAAAGAAUUCUCAAUCAAAUUCAUCAACAACAAAGACUCUAGAGGAAACAAUACUAAAUCAAAGUGCAGUUAAAAAUUCUGCAGUGGUAAGUAGCCUCUUUGUUUUGUUUUGUUUUUUUGCUUUGCUUUUUAGCCUUUUGUUUUUUUUAUUGAACUGCUUAUUUAUAUAUAUAUAUAGUUAGUAUACAUUAUUUAUGUUUGUUUUCGUGACUGCGACCCUUCACAUUGUACAGGCGAGGUCGGUUAGGGCCUGUGUUCAGUUUUGGCACUCCGUUUUACUCUGGUAGUGCCCACAAACUUACUUUUAAAGUGCCCUUUAAUGGUUCUUGCUGUUGCUAAGUUAUGACAGUUGUCCAAUUCCUCUUCCUGUAGCAGUGGCUGAAGUCUGUUUUACGUUGCUCGGUAUGUCUUAUAUUUGCUUUAAUGUAAUGUAAUUCUACAAAGAAAACAGUCAAUAAUCUGAAUAAUAAAACAUCUGAAUAAUGAUAGACAUUAUGUUGUUGCAUUAGCAGCAGCUCUAGACCUGAAAACCGCUCAAAUUCAAAGGAAAUCUGUGGUUGUUUUUUUCCUUCAUUUAAACUUUUGCUAUUGUUGUCAAAGUUGAUGUCAAAAGGCCCACCCCAUGUUGCUUCUGACUAGUCAGUGAUGUAAGAUUUUACAUACAGACAUUAACAAGCAGGGGUGAUGUUACAUAAGUGUAACUUUUUUCAACUGAGAGCAUUGAGCUAGGAGAAAAAAAAACAGCUGACACUCAAUACACCGAACUGAUAAUGUGCUGUUAGUGGACACCGGCCUAAAAAGGUCAGGAGAGGUAUUUUGUUUACAGUCUAACAGAUUUCAGCUUUAUCCCGGGGUCCCAUGGUUACCUUAAUGCAGUAUUUUUGCACAUGUUACAGGAUGAAGACUUAUUUUUUUUGUUUCUUUUUCCAGAAACGUCCAGUGCCUUUUGACUCAUCGGAAAGGCUAGCUAUUAAGAAACAAAGACUUGUGGAUCAGAGGUUACAACAGCAGCACACAGGAAAUGAACUCCUAUCCAAUAAAGGACAAAACUGUGCAGCUCCUACCCUCAGCCCCAGUUUACACACAAAGACUGAGUUUCAAAGAACAAGUAACCUUACUGGUAACCAGAAUGGCUUACUGGGGGGACACAAUGGCUUUCCUCUAACGCACAAACUGUCGAGCAUGUCUGACGCACCUGUUUCACAAAGUAAAGAGCAGGAGCCCAAGGUAGGCAGCCAUCAGCCUCCACAAGGUGACUCUGACUGUGCUCACCAGCAGCUCACGAACAGCCAGCACAAAAAGAAGAAAUCUAAAAAGCACAAAGACAAAGAGAGGGAGAGGCAUAAAGAGGACAAGAGCAGUGAAUGGAUAGAGACGAGUCCUGAUCUCAAGAAGAACCUGGACAAACUGGACAGUAAGACUCUUUUCUUUCACUGGUAUUCAUAGGAUGAAUAUAUCUGGAUACGCUUUUCAGGGGCAGUAUGAGAGUUCGGGGAUUUUUUUCAUUGCUUUUACUGAUUUUUUUUCUCUUUUGAUAAAUUUUAAUGUCUACUCUUCAGCUCCCUUCAAAACAAAAGCCUAAGCAUACCCACCUAGGUUAGAAGACCAUUGUAUGUGGGGCCUUACAUCCAAGAGACCACUGGUGUAUUCAUACAAUAUACCUCAUGAGCGUGUGUGCAUGUUCCCUGAAGUUCCCUCCCUUGAGUCCUGAGUGUGUUAUGUGGCUGAUUGACUCAACAACAGCCUGAGCAGGGCCUUGGGUCUCUGAGCUGACAUGUCUCUUGAUACCCUCAAGUUCUACUCUGCCCACUAAGUUCUGCAAAACAAAAACACAUGGCUGAACACUCAGGCAAUGACAAAGUGAAAUAUCUGAACUGGCUCAUCUCCAGCUCAUGUUAUCAUCUUCAUCUGGUCCUUUUUGUGUUGCAGAUCCUGACAUCACAAAUACUGUGGUCUCUGAGGAGAAGCCCGAUUAUGUGAUGUGAGUGUAAAAAUGUGCUUUAAAUCAUUUUCAUGUUUUUUAUUCCAUGUGAUUUCAAAGUUUUUGGAUUAAUUUAAGAUAGUUUGGCCAGUAAAAUAUUAGAAUUUAAUCAGGAAUUAAGAAUCAGUAGAUUAUGGCCUUAUGCUGCCAUCUAGUGUCAGACAGUGGUACCAUAUGAAAAGACAUGUAAUGGUCCUCUUCAGAAAACAGACAGCUAAGUGAGUCUUUGUUUCUCUUCACAGCACAUAUGGCACAAUACUGAGUUUGGAGCAGCGUCAGCGGUACCAGGAGGAUUUCUGCGCAGAGUACGAUGAAUACAAAGACCUCCACUCCCGCAUCGCCACAAUAACUCACAUGUUUGUUCAGCUUGGCUCCAAGAUAAAGAGUUUAUCCCCUGGUACUCCAGAAUAUAAGGUACACACUGAGAACACGGCUAGUUUUGAUCUGAUACUCAACUGAUUAGCGGUGCUAAGUUGCCGUCAUGUCCUCACAUAUUAACAAUAUAGUUAUGUGUGUUUUAGAUAAUGGAAGACCAAAUACUGGAAAAGUACAACAAGUAUCGUAAGGUAUGUUACACAAGUUAUUCUGUUGAAACCUCAAGAAUCUUUAGUUGGCUUUUACAUUUAACACAUUCACAGACACAUAUUGUACUAAGUAUAAAGCUGAUGUAAUACAAUCCCUGCUAAUACUUUUAUUCUGAAAGUGUUAAUAAAGUGCAUUUUGAAAGUCAUUUUCUUAGUUGUUACCUCAGAGAAAUAUAUCAGUGUGAAUAAAAUGGGAAGGGUGCAGCAGAACUUUUGAGCAAAUAAAACUAAUCAAAUUACAGUAAUGAGUUGAAUUAAUCAUUUAAAGAUGUAAAAGAAAAUUUUACACAGAUUAAUUUCAGGAUCACAUUCGAACAAAACCCUUUGAAUCUAAAAACAGCCACUGACCAGUGUUUAACAUAAACUCUGUUAUGAUGUUUCAGUGGUUUAAUAAUCAUGUCAAUAUUUAUUGUGUUUUUUUUUCUUAUUAAUUUCAGAGAGCUCAGCAGACAUCCAAAAGUCCCUCAUGGCAAAAUUUUACCAAGCCAAAUUUUUUUUUUCUUUUUAUGUAAUAAAAUAUUCACCAAAGUUUUGCAAUUUUACUUCUACUCCAUUAGUAGUAUUAUAUUGUGUUUUUGAUGUUAAAUACAAAAAAAAAGAAUCAAGCACAACUAGAUGGCGAGUCAACUAUGUGGUGUGGUCAUCGUAUAUUGGCCAUCGGCUGAGUUGCUCUCUGUUUAUUCAGUCUUGGCAUUAUCUGAUGAAAAACUAGUAUCAGUCGACCACUCAUAAAUAUUCUGAAUACUUUAUAUUAAAACAAUUGUGUUUCUCCCCUCUACAGAAAUUCCCAGGCUAUCGGGAAGAGAAGAAACGCUGUGAAUAUCUCCAUGAAAAACUGUCCUACAUCAAACAGCUCAUCGUGGACUAUGACAUCUCUCAGGCUUCAUCAUAGCGUCAGAUUUCCCCACAAUCGCCUGUUUUGCAUAAACAACAUGGGCAUCAAACAAGGGACUUUUACUGAGGGUGAUAUAAACAACAUACAUCAGUACUGCUGGAACCACGGAUGUUGCUGAGGAACCAAUAAUACAGAUCAGCACCUGAUUUUAUUCUUAUUUUUUUUUAUUUAUGGGUCUGAAUGUUAAAAAUGUUUUCUUUGGAGGUUUUCUGUUGAUGAGGAACCUUCAACUGAGAAACCAAAAAAUGAGAUCCUGGAAAGAAUCACAGAUAACAGAGAACUUCUCUGUAAGUGUCAGCCAUUAUGUUAAAAAUGUGUUCAAUGGCUUUUGAUCUUAAACACUUGAGUAAUAAGUUCUGGGCAAGUUUUCCCUUUUGUUUUCUUUUUACUGUAUACAUUUCAAGAAGCAGCGGUAAAAGAGUGUUACGUUUUCAAUUUAAUAUCAUGAUGUCUCAGUACUAAAAUCUGACUAGAACAGCCCUCCCAAAAAACUGAAAUGUUGCAACUUUAUUUACUCAGAUCCAGAUUCAGUCUCCGUUUAUUUAUAUGCAAAUGUUUUAGAUUAUCCUGCUUACUGUUGUUGCAAUUUCCCUCAAGGUUUCAAGCAUUUGAACUUCAGGGAAGACUAUCCCAAAGUGAAUCAGCAUCAAGGUACUGAAACAUGGUUGAAAUAAAAUCCCUGAAGAUGUCACCUUUUUACUGUAAUUAUGGAGAACAAUCUCACCCUCUGGCAGAAAAUAUUUCUGGGGUGCAAAAGUGUUAAAAUUGAUGUAUUAACCUGGAGAUAGAUGCAAUGAGGCAGUAAAGAGAUCCUACUUUUCACGAUUGAGGCAGAUUUCAGACCUCAAACCCAAACUUUUGAAGCAUCUGAACUAAACAAGAAGAAAGUUAGAAAAGACAACACUAGUUUUCUAAUGUCUCAGGAGCUGCAGGUUCCUGCUGUGUCCUGACUGCACUUGUGUUUUAAGUAUUUAUUCACAACAUCUCUUUUCAUAUUAAUAACUGGUAAAAAAAAAAAAAAAGACCAACAUGAUUCCAGACAAAAUUCCUCCCUAAUGUAAUUACCAAACUGUGAAUUGGGUUAAGUGUCUUUCUCUCAGGUUUUCUGGUUUUCAUUGGAGCGACUGAUAUAUUCAUUUAAAGCCACUUUCUUCUGUUUAAUCUGGAUUGUGUGCUCACUUUGAAGUGUCAGCUCUUCAGAUCAAAGAUUUUGUGAGUGGAGAGGAACAAAGGUCGUGGGUUUUUUUUAUGUCUAUUGAGCUGACACAGUAUCCGAGAGGGUUCCUCUCCUAAAUCCUUUAAUCUGGAUCUGAAUUUUCACUAAUGAGAGAAAAGCCCCAAAGCAUUGUGGUAAAUAACAUAUAUGUUCUCACUUAAUAUGCAUUGAAAUUCAAUGUUUAAACUUAGUAGUGAACAGUGAUUGUUUCAGUCAUCUUUAUUUUUUGGAACAUGCAGUCAUAAUGCUUUAAAAAUGGACGUUAUAGCCAGGUCUGGUACAGUAGUCCGGUCUUUCAGUUCACAGAUAUACAUCAGUUCCCUGUUGUUUUUGCACUAAAGCCAUGCCGAGAGAAAGAAAUUUUUCACCUAAAUUGUAAUUUUUCGUUAUGGUUACUUUUUUUUUAUGUUAUCUCUGUCAGCGAAGUAAAGCCUUAAGAAGACUCUUUUAUAGGACAAAAUCCUCAAACUGCUAACAUCAACAAGGACUCCUCAUCCACACACUCAUCUGUUAUCUGCCUUACAUUACAGCGAGCUUUUCUUUAGUUCUCUUUUCAUUUUACCUCUUCGACUGAUGCCAACAGUGACUUUCUCACACAUCUGACUACUUUAUGGAGGAUGUACUUCAUAAUGUUGUUUAAAAAACAUAUUACACAGGUUUUUACAGACUGUGACAGCAGAGUUUACUCAUUGUUUGAAUUUGUAACCUCUCUGGUACUUACAGAAUUCAUCAUUAAGACAGGUCAGGUAUUUAUUUGUAGGAUUCACUUAAGAACACAGACCAGCUUGGUUGGGGGGCCAAAAUCUUGAAUGAUUAUACAGUUCAAGCACAUAAAAUAUGCAUUGGUUCAGGCAGCAGGGGAUUAUCAGUUUGGGGGAAACAGACAUUAUAGUUUAAAGUCGUUGUUUGAAGACCAUGGUUUUUGAUUGAGAAUAAUACAAGAAUCAGUGGUCUUCAGGUUCUAAUGUUUCAUAAACUCUACUCUUUGCAAGUCUUAUUUUCAAGCAACAAUAAAAAAAUUCAUAAUAUAUGUUGUGGAGUCACGCUGGAAAUGUACAGCCGAACCAGCUAGCACUGCACAGGAGGUGUUUUUUUAUGUGUACUAUUUACAUGCUAAAGGGAAAGCUUAGCCCCAGAGGACUCUUUAUGAACUGCAUUUUACAUAUGUACACAUUUUUCCUGUUGCACAAGGUUCAAAAGAAUAAAACAUCAAA